AUGAAUUCAAUAUCUUGGAGAACAAUAUGUGAAAGCUCAAUAAACUAUGACGAACCAAUUCUUGCUAUAUCCUAUUUUGAAAAGUUGAUAAGCUUGUGGCAAACCCAUUGUCAAUCUAUCAAUCGUAGACUCGCUGGCUCAAUUCCUGUAACAGUAGAGUCUGAUGAUUACAAGAAUGUGCUGAGCAAGCUUGAUAAAGCUCUGAUUCUAGAGCUGAGAGAGAAUGGAAUAGAUCUCAUCGUUCGAAAGUUAAUACCCCGAACAGAUAUAUUCUCCGCCAAUUGCUAUGAAGUUUCAUAUGAUGACAACAAAACUGAGACAUAUUCUCACAUAGCAUACUCAAUCAGGCUAGAUCCUCCAACAGCGGAUGUCAAACAUCCUCACAUUCCACAUCCAUACAAAAUUACGAUAAAAGAACUUUCGGAAUCUAGUCUUCGAUUGAAUUUGUCUGUGCCAAACCAUUGUACGGAUGAAUCGGUAAAGUGGUUAGUAGAUACCGCUUAUCCCAGGUUGAAGAAAUGGCUUGACUCUCUCAAGCUCGAUAAAGAAUCUACGAAUUCUAAUCGACUUCUAUCAGCAGAAAACUAUUGGUUCACAUAUAAAAAAAUGAAAGACGAACGAGGAAAGGAUAUCGUGAAAAACUGGACUGAGAAAACACAAGCAGAGAAGUUUGUAUACGAAGAUUGUGGGAUAGCUUCUUAUAUACUGGAAACUUGGAAGAGGCUAGGCUCUUCCCCUAGAUUGUUCGCUGAUUUGGGAUGUGGUAACGGGCUGUUGGUUCAUCUUUUGAACAAAGAGGGUCAUAACGGAAUCGGUUUAGACGUUAGGAAACGAAAAAUUUGGUCCGAACAGUUUUCGGAAGCUGAUUUGAGAAUAAGCACUAUUGAUCCCACUCUCCCUGAUACGGGCGUUCCUGACGAAGUAGAUUACCUAAUUGGGAAUCACAGCGAUGAACUCACGCCAUGGAUACCGAUAAUGGCAGCAAAAAAGCGGUGUGGUUUCAUACUAAUUCCUUGUUGUCCUUUUGACUUUUAUGGGAAAUACAGAUCGAGAGUCGGUGAUACAGGCAGCAGUUAUUCUUCUUUCCUAAAGUUCGUUGAAGAAGUUUGUUCAACAUUAGGGUACAUAGUUGAAGAGGAUCGCUUGAAAAUUCCGAGCACGAAGAGAAUCUGUUAUAUCUGCUCAAUCCCUCCAAAUGGUCUUCCUGAGAAUGUAGAUGAGAUCAUAUCUUCGUUGAUAAAGCCUAGGGAUCAGGAACAAACAUCUUUCUCCAAAAGAGAUUCUCACGAAGAGGUACGAAACUGCAGUAACAUUGAUGAAGCCACCAGAAAUCGCCUAGUAAAUCUCAUAUUUGAAAAACUGCUGUCAGAGAGUGACGAACGAGUCAAUGGUUGGCGAUGUGGGGCGAAAUUACCUUUGAACGUUUUAAUUCAAUGUAUAAGUAAAGAAGACAGAGCCAUCAUGAAGCAACAAGAUGGCGGCCUACAAACGUUCCUGAAGAACCAGCACCAAACUUUCAUGGUGAUUGGAGGUAUUGUAAUGAUUCGUGAUUGGAGAGUGAUCAAGAAGGCACCAGUGAAAAAAAGCGUUCCAACAACUCCAUGUUGGAUGCUGGAGAACCAUCCAGAUGGGUGUCCCUACGGUACCGAAUGCAGGUUCAAGCAUUAG
Auanema sp. JU1783 is the source of this 1668-nucleotide messenger RNA. The record is from the annotation of a GenBank genome assembly. Lineage: Eukaryota; Metazoa; Nematoda; Chromadorea; Rhabditida; Rhabditidae.